AAAGGCGGAGGAGGCUUUGAGCCGCGGUGUUCGAGCCCACGACUGUCCUCCCGAGGAGCGAGCCUGGGGCUGGACAGCUCGGCCUCCUGCCGCCCGGGCAGCCUGUGAGGAACGCGGAGCCUCCAGGACACGGGCGCCACCCCUUAGCUGCCCGCCGCCCUGCCUGCGGCGUCACCUCUCGCGCGGGUCGCGAGCCAGGCCGCACGCGAGCCAGGCGGAGCCUCUCUUCUCCUGCCUUCCAGCGUGCUUUUUUUUUUUUUUUUUUUUUGCAUCGUUUGACAUUUGGGUUCAGUUAAACUUGGGGCUUCUACGAAGAAGGACCUGUUUGGUUUUGUUGUUAGGGUGUUUUUUGGUUUGUUUGGUUUUGUUUAUUUCCAACAUGGCAGCCUCCAGCCGCGCACAAGUUUUAGAUCUGUACCGGGCGAUGAUGAGAGAGAGCAAGCAUUUCAGCGCCUACAAUUACAGAAUGUAUGCUGUCAGGAGAAUAAGAGAUGCCUUCCGAGAAAAUAAGAAUGUAAAAGACCCUGUAGAAAUUCAAGCCCUGGUGAAUAAAGCCAAAAGAGACCUUGAAAUAAUCCGCAGACAGGUCCAUAUUGGCCAACUAUACUCAACUGACAAGCUUAUCAUUGAGAAUCAAGAGAAGCCCAGGACAUAGGAAGCCAGCACUAGGAAACAGCCUCCGCAGCAGAACUGACCACCUCCAGCAUCCAUUCUAUAUGGUGGAACCUCCCAGUACUGGGUGAAAUAGCCACUGCUCUGCCUGCCUUGUAGGCACUGACAAACUGAGUCCCAUUUGCAUUCUGUCACAGCUGUUAUGUGAAGAAAUGGCUGUGUAUCCUCAUUUUGGGUGUAAGAGUGAAGAGCUGGAGGUCACUCAGAAUAAUGCUAUAUGUUAUUGUGUCUCCUCACCAUCCUACCCCAUCUUAAAGAUCACCCACAUUUGUAUAGAGCUUUUGCAGACUCUGUGUCUUGGUCCUUAACAGUAAACAUAAUUAUAUCUCUAUCCUUUUGUACCAAAUAAACCCAUUACAAUGAA
Molecule: messenger RNA, 1036 nt
Organism: Mus caroli (Ryukyu mouse)
Lineage: Eukaryota; Metazoa; Chordata; Mammalia; Rodentia; Muridae
Gene: Lyrm4
Product: LYR motif containing 4
Biological process (GO): iron-sulfur cluster assembly
Cellular component (GO): mitochondrion; L-cysteine desulfurase complex
Source: RefSeq, a predicted model, not a curated record